This is a messenger RNA of Chenopodium quinoa (quinoa), 2298 nucleotides long. RefSeq lists its product as uncharacterized. Lineage: Eukaryota; Viridiplantae; Streptophyta; Magnoliopsida; Caryophyllales; Amaranthaceae. The transcript is spliced from 8 exons. The record is from RefSeq and is a predicted model, not a curated record. The coding region runs from base 1 to 2298 and encodes 765 amino acids.
AUGGAUUGCCGUUAUGGCAUCCCUCGGCUGUCUAAGAAAAGCUGCAGUAGAGUAAAUAAGGCUGCACAGAGGACAUCACAAUCAGCAUUUGCUAGCCCGUGCUUAGUGGCCAGCCAGUCUGCUCCUGCACAACCUCCACGGUGUCGGAAAUCAAAGAGGCAGAAGUGUAUGCAGGGAACAGCUGCGCCAUAUUUGAAUAGAUACCAUAAUAGAACAUAUAUGUCAUGCAGUGUACCAGAAGGAGGAAUAUAUGUUCUUCAUGUUCUUGGUGCUGCUAUGGAUCGACAGCUACCAACGGAGCCUUUUAGACUUGCCGUGCCUUUUUCCUGUCACAAAUGCGGUGCAAAAAAAUUUAUGUUUGAAUCCUUGCACUUCUGCUGUGGGAAUGGAGACAUCACGAUAGCUGCGACUGAGUAUCCUCCUGAACUUGCUUAUUUGUUUACUUCAAAGGAUGAGGGUGCUGUGCAUUUCAGAAAGUAUGCUAGAUUAUACAACAACUUGUUCGCGUUUAGUUUGCUUGGGGGUCAUUAUUAUGCAAACACACACAAAGGGAUUUAUCUUUUUAAACUGCACGGUCAGAUGUAUCAUUUUGUCCCGGAUUUAUUGCCUGACAAUGACAAUCCAAAGUAUCUCCAAUUGUACUUCUAUGAUGGUCAGCAUGAAUUAGAAAAUAGGGUUGGUUGUUUCCCUGAAAUAAGAGAAGAUGUGAUUAGCAUUCUGAUGCAAGUAUCUAUGCAUAAUCCCUAUGCUGUAUUCUUCCGGACUUUAAGGGACAGGGUCAUUCAUGCAGAUACAAGAAUUGUUUUAAAUCAAGCGCCAGUGCUUGAUCAGCGUGUUUAUUAUGCUCCUGCUAUUGAUGAAGUUGCUGCUAUCUGGCCGGAGAGUGCUUCGUCUAGCCAGAGCUUGGGCCCUCAUAUAUUAGUUAGUGGACGCUCUGAUAAAUCUCAUCGAAUAUAUCAUAAUUAUGGAUGCUAUGAUCCGCUUCAGUAUCCUUUAAUAUUUCCUCAGCUGAGUGCAAAGAAGAAAAACACUAGAGCAGACAAAUUCAUAUCUGCUAGAGAGUAUUAUGCCUAUAGGCUACAGAUCAGGCCUAAUAACAUGCUUUUGCGAGUGGGAAGGUGUUUUCAGCAAUACAUAGUGGAUAUGUAUGUGAAGAUUGAAAAUACAAGACUUGAUUACUUCCGAAAUAAUCAAGACACCAUCAGAGCUGAUCUGUAUAAAGGGAUUUUGGAUUCACUGGAUUCAGGGGAGACUCUUGGAGAAAAUGUUGGCCGUAGGGUUAUAUUACCUCCUACUUAUAUUGGCGGUCCUCGGGAUAUGAAGAAGCGGUAUUUAAAUGCUAUGGCUUUAGUACAGAGAUUUGGUAAACCAGAUCUUUUUGUUACAAUUACUUGUAAUGCUAAUUGGCCUGAAAUAAAAGCCGAGCUAGCUGCUGGUGAGGCGGCACAAGAUAGACCUGAUUUGGUUGCUAGGAUUUUUAGAGCAAAAUUGGUAGCCUUGAGAAGAGAAAUCAUGGAGAAUAAAAUAUUCAGGGAAGUGGCUGCAAUGUGCCCUACUGACUACGAUCGAUUCGUUUGUGCUGAAAUACCUGCUCCGACUAAUGGUGUCUUGAGAAGAAUUGUGUUGGCACAUAUGAUGCAUGGUCCUUGUGGUAUCCUUAAUCCGGAUUGUCCAUGUAUGAAGAAAACCGGCGUGCAACGCAGUUGUAAAAACAAGUACCCUAAGCAAUUUUGUAAUGAAACGACUAAUAAUAAAGAUGGAUAUCCUAUCUACCGUCGAAGAGUAACUGGGGAGCAGGUAACCAUAAGAAAUGCACAAUUAGACAAUCAGUGGGUCAUUCCCUAUAACCCUUAUUUGUCAAUGCUCUUUGAUUGUCACUUGAAUGUUGAGGUGUGUUCGACCAUUAAAGCAGUAAAGUAUCUAUACAAGUAUGUGUAUAAGGGUCAUGAUAGGAUUUCGUAUAAUGUUGUUGGUUCUUAUAGUGAACCUGUAGAUGAAAUUCAUCAAUAUCAAUCAGGUAGAUGGGUAUCUCCUUGUAAAGCUGCAUGGAGAAUUUUUAGCUUUGACCUAUUUGAGAUGCACCCUUCUGUUUUUUCUUUACAAGUCCAUUUGCCAUACAUGCAGACUGUUCAUGUGCGCCCGCAUGAAAAACUGCGCUCUGUUGUUUUGGAUGAUAAACGCUCAAGAACUCAAUUAACUGAUUUUUUUGCAAUGAACACUGAUACUGAACAUGGCUUGGGGUAUCUAUAUGGUGAAUUUUGCGAGCAUUAUACAUGGCAUCAGGGUGAUAAGAGAUGA